This is a messenger RNA of Tigriopus californicus, 1581 nucleotides long. RefSeq lists its product as uncharacterized. The transcript is spliced from 15 exons. Bases 128 to 1231 code for a protein of 367 amino acids. Lineage: Eukaryota; Metazoa; Arthropoda; Copepoda; Harpacticoida; Harpacticidae. The record is from RefSeq and is a predicted model, not a curated record.
CUUGUUACGGCGUCUCUCUCGGUUGGACAAAAAGCUCGCGAAUAAGGCGAGAGAUCUAGGCCGAUAUCAACGACGCCCAACAACGGCAGUUUUGAUUUGCAAUCGAAAGUGAACACAUCGGCUCAUCAUGGUCGUUUGGACUCGUCUGGCGUUGAUUUUGAUCUUGUGCGUGAUCCAAGAUGGAGUGAUGUCACGAAACACGACCAAGACCAACUUUCGUCAGAAAAGACUUUUUAGCAUUUUCAACAUCGUCACCUUUAAGAAUGACCCGUGCACCACAACAGGAGCCGGGAACUUGGGUGGAACGUGCUUGGAUUCGACCUCUUGUAGUUCCAGAGGCGGGACCGCGUCCGGGAAUUGUGCUGCAGGCUUCGGAGUGUGUUGCCUUUUUGUUGUAAAUGGAGCUUGCUCCGGCGACCAGACCAUUACUCAGAACUGUACCUACAUUCGGAACGAUGGAUACCCUGCUGCUGAUACGACCGCGGAUGAGACGUGCAACUAUAAAUUCAAUCGGAUAUGUGAAAACCUUUGCCAAAUUCGGUUAGAUUUUGAGACUUUGAAGACUGAAGUCGACGCCACAGGAGCUUGUGGCACGGCGGCCGAUGCUGUUGCAGUGACGAGUCCGUUCUCAAGCACUGCCAAUGGAUUUCCCCCAACCGUUUGCGGAACUUUAACCGGACAACACAUGUAUUUUGAGACGGGCAAUACGGGCGAUACGGCUGGUAUGCUGGCCAUUGCCAAAGGCACCGGAGCGGGUAGUCGAACCUAUGAAAUCAAAGUCACAUAUUUCACGUGCGACAACGCAGCCAAAGCUCCCGAAGGAUGCACUCAAUAUUUUACGGGAGAAAGUGGAUCCUUUCAAUCGUACAACUUUGCCGGAGGCCAACUUCUGACCAAGCAGAAUUAUAACAAUUGCUUCAGACAGGUAGAAGGAUAUUGUCGACUUCAAAUCAGAGAGUCCUCUGUCACCACUCCGGAUCCAUUUGCUUUAUCGGCUCCACCGACAAUGGCAGAGACUACUUGCCAGGAACUGAGCACGUUAUCGUUUCCAUCUGGCAUCCAUUCCGGGUAUUGCGGUGGAGCCCUAAAUACCGUUGACGGCAGCACCGACCCAGUGGCACAAACCUCCGUGCCCGGAUCCCCGUUUCAAGUUGGUUUGCGUACCCUGGAGACAACACUCGCUGAUUUGACAGGCUUCAGUCUAGACUACAAACAAAUUCCUUGUGAUUGAUCGAGAUCGACUAGAAUUGAAUCUAAUAUUCUUCUUGGGCUUGAGAUUCGAGAAGAAAACAUCGUUGUUCUGUACGUUAUUAACGGCAAUAUUGAAAUACACAUGGUCCACCAAAAUUUGAUUCUUCAUAUCAAGUCAUCCACAAGCAAAAGUGUACACUGAUGUUGUAUUGGGAAAAUGAUAAAAAAAAAACAUCUUGGAACUAGACCUUUGACGAGACUGGCCAAAGCCAUGCAUUGUGGUCGAACAUGGGGUAAGAAGUUCGAAAUAGGACUAGCUAAAAAAUCUCUUUCAGUCAACUAUUGUGGCAGCAUUUUAAAGAUUCUUAUUAAAAAAAAAGAUCUAAGGCC